Messenger RNA from Ochlerotatus camptorhynchus, 884 nucleotides. RefSeq lists its product as uncharacterized. The transcript has 3 exons. NCBI's taxonomy places the organism in Eukaryota, Metazoa, Arthropoda, Insecta, Diptera, Culicidae. The record is from RefSeq and is a predicted model, not a curated record. The coding region runs from base 124 to 810 and encodes 228 amino acids.
GUCAAUACCCAUUUCCACUUCCUUCAGGAUUCUUCAUAAAUCACAGUCCUGUUACUCGUAUAGCAAUGAAUAUCACAUCCAGUUUGAAUCCGAUCGACAUAAGGAACAUAACCACCUGAGAAGAUGAUCCGUUUCUCACUGUACAAACUGGUUAUGUUGAUAUUUUUCAUCUUUGUGUUCUGCUACAUAGCCCGGUGGCAGAUUAUUUUACAUAAUGGCAACGAGACACACCUCCAAAGGUUUCUACACACAUGCAACGUCUCAGAAACGUACCGGAGCGAGCUGGAGCAUUUGUUUCAUAGAGUUCAUGAAAUCCUGGAACAUCAAGGCGUGACACACAUCCUCUGCUACGGAACGCUAUGGGGGCAGAUUAGGAUGGCCAAGAUGUUGCCCUGGCGCAAGAAAGCUGAAUUUUGCUUGUUCAACGAAGAGUUGAUGGCCCGUGAGGAGGCUCGCUUUCUCCGACACUUCUACAGCAAUAAUCUCAAAAUCUACUACAUCCACUCGGAAGGACUUUAUCGGAUUUUCUCGGAGAACCCAGACGAGGGUCCCUACGUGGAACUGGUAGUCUUUCAACGGGAUGAUGCGCAAAAAAUGUACAAGCGAGUGGGCUGGAAACGGCGCCUGAUGCCUCCGCACUGCGACUGGACGCCGUCCUUGGAUUGCUUUCCGAUACAUCUGCUGGAGGCUUCCCUACCGCGUAGGAAGCUCGGGCGUUUCUUCUACAGUGUGCCAAUGGGUGGAAUCGAGCUGCAGAAGUAUCAUUACACGCAAAACUGGUGGAAGGAUAUUCGGGUGUUCAACUGUUAGGAGUUGUGAUAGGGCGGAUUUGUGCUGUGCUACUAAAUAUAAUGAGAUACAUUUCAACAAAUUACACUAUAUUA